CCCGCCCCCCUCACCGACCCUCCACGCUCUCUCCUUUAAUGUAAGACGGGCGCGCCGGGAGAAGCGAGAGGGAUACUUGCUCUUACUUCCUUUCCACCCAGCCUGCCUGACAGAUGGCACCGGCAGAGUGAUCUCUGACUCUCACCCGGGGACCGGUCCUCACCCCCCUCGCUGAGGCAUCACCUGCGUGGACACCCUCCCCCCAAUGGGCGCACAACCUCGGCGCCAACGCCAUCUUCGCGAUCUUCGCCUGCUGCCGGGACUGUAAAAUGAGCACAAAGUGAGAGCAGACCACCUCCCGGCCUGUGCCCAACAUUAGCACCAAUAUUCAAGGGCUGACAGUUGGUGCCUUACUGCCGUUGCGUCCCUCACGCCACGGCAUUGGCAGCUCUGGACAGUAGCGGUGGCCAAUGAGAUGUGUGUGUAACUUGACCUGCCUGUCCCCGGGGACGUCCAGCAGAGGAGUUGCGUUACACCCGCUGUCAGACCUUAUACAUCUUUCAUCCGCUGCUCUCCCGAACAGAAGCCCCCUUUGUCAUCUAAUCCAGCCCUCUCCUUCCCGGCCCGAGAGUUUACUGCCACGAAAACGGCUCUUCAGUCCGCCAGCCAGCCGCUGAGCCGAUACGCGUCUGGCGGCAGCUGAGGAGCAGCAGAAGGACUCGGCCCGGCCCCCGGAUAUCUGCUAGUGGGAUUUCUCAGCCAGUCUUUUCCAUCCACUGGCUGGCACGUGGAGAGGGAUUUAAAAUAAACUACCAGAGCUGAGGGAGGGGGGGGGCGGCGAAUUGAAUUUUGCCUCAUCUCUUCAGCGGGAAACCUCAACUUUCCAAAAGCCUGUCAAGCUGCAGAAAUACAGCCUUUGCGGUUCUUGUGAAGGGCAUUUCGGUGUCAGCUAGUCGGGACCAUGGGCGACACCCUCAGGCCGCCAUCGCUUCAGGUGAGCGUCCCGAAGGACGCUCCGUCGUAUUCGGAUGGAGGGCGCAACGCCGCGUCGGACGGCUGCGUGGGAUCCAGCUCCUCAACCCCGACGCUGAGGCGCAAGCGCUUCAAGAUGCGGCGCAUGAGGAACGUGCCCAGCGAGAGGGACGCGGAGGCGGCGCGGCUGACCGUCGGGCGCCUCAAGGCCCGUUCGGGCUCCAAGGAGUACCUGCAGCUGCCCUCCAUCGAGAUCACGCCGUCCAGCGACGAGGACGCUCUCUCCUCCUGGUCCAGCUGCUCCACGCCCAGCGCCUCGCCGCGCCGCAAGCGCUUCCUGCUGAGGAAGUGGCUGAAGGUCCGGCAGAAAAAGGAGCAAGGCAGUGAGAGCAGCAGCCAGCAGAGCAGCCAGCAGAGCAGCCAUGAAGACGACGGCGCUCGCUUCUUGACUCCUCUAAUCCGAGAGGAGAGGUCGGACAGUGCAGCGGACAAAAUCAGCACUGCCAGUAACUCAAACAAGAGCACGCCCGCCUGCUCGCCAGUCCCGCGCAAACGCUCGCGCUCUCCCACCCCGCAGAGCCACGAGGGCGAGAACAUGGUGGAGAAGGGUUCGGACCACUCCUCCGACAAAUCCCCGUCCACGCCCGAGCAGGUCGUCCAGAGAACGUACUCCCUGCAGUCAGCGAGAAGCGGGGGAAAGAACGCCAAGUCUCACAAGCGACUUUCCAAAUAUGACAGACUAAACCUGAUUAAAAAGAGCCAAAGCUGGUACAACCAUGAAAGACAACACAUCCUGAGAGUGCUGAGCCCGACGUACAAGCAGCGCAAUGAGGACUUUAGGAAACUCUUCAAGCAGCUCCCCGACACAGAGAGGCUCAUCGUGGACUACUCUUGUGCUCUUCAACGGGACAUCCUCCUGCAGGGACGACUCUACCUCUCCGAGAACUGGAUCUGUUUCUAUAGCAACAUCUUCCGCUGGGAAACGCUGCUGACAGUGCGGCUAAAGGACAUCUGCUCAAUGACUAAAGAGAAGACUGCCCGCCUCAUUCCCAAUGCCAUCCAGGUCUGCACAGACACUGAGAAGCACUUUUUCAGCUCCUUUGGAGCCAGGGACAGGACGUACAUGAUGAUGUUCAGACUGUGGCAGAAUGCGCUGCUGGACAAGCCUCUUUGCCCCAAAGAACUGUGGCACUUUGUUCAUCAGUGCUAUGGCAACGAGCUCGGCCUAACCAGCGACGAUGAGGACUACGUUCCCCCCGAUGAUGACUUCAACACCAUGGGGUUCAGCGAGGAGAUUCCCAACGAAGAGAAUGAGAUCAUCAACGACAACUUGUCGAAGAGCAGCGCUGACGUUAAGCCUGAGGGGAGCCCUCCUCCGCUACACAAGAAGAUUGUCCCAAGCAGCACCCUGCCCAGCCCGGGCAACCAUGAUGCACCCAUCACAUUCGACCUCCCAGGGGAGGAGUACGCAGACUGCCUCCCCGACGGCGAGCUGCUCGCGUUGCCCCUUUUGUUGGAGGAGAGGAACUUUGCCACCAGCGGGCCUGGUGGUCUUGUCCCCUCGCCGUCUCUGGACUUCAACGACAACGAAGACAUCCCGACCGAGCUCAGUGACUCCUCGGAAACCCACGACGAGGGUGAAGUGCAGGCCUUUCAAGAGGACCUGAACGGCAGGCAGCACAUCAAUGAGAUCUACAAGUUCAACGUGGACAAGCUGUACGGGAUCCUCUUCACUGAGUCGCAGUUCAUGAAUGACUUCAUGGAGCAGAGGCGAUUCUCAGAUGUGGUGUACCACCCGUGGAAGAAAGAGGCGGACGGGAACCAGACCAGGGAGAUCCUCUACACCAUCUCGCUGUCCAACCCACUCGCCCCCAAAACCGCCACGGUCACGGAGACGCAGACUCUGUACAAAGCCAGCCAGGAAAGUGAGUGUUACAUCAUCGACGCCGAGGUCAUCACGCACGACGUGCCCUACCACGACUACUUCUACACCCUCAACCGCUACGUGCUCACCAGGGUGGCCAAGAACAAGUGUCGGUUACGGGUAUCGACGGAGCUGCGCUACAGGAAGCAGCCGUGGGGGCUGGUCAAAGGCUUCAUAGAGAAAAACUUCUGGAGCGGACUUGAACAGAACUUCCGUCACCUUGAGUUGGAGCUGGCCAAGCUGGAGGAGUUACUGACCGAGUCCCAGCAGCUGUCUCCGAAGGCCAAGGUGGUGAAGAACUCCACGGUGCGGCGGAAGAAGAGGCCGCUCCCCCACGUGCGCAGUCAGCAUCUGGACGAGGCGCUCAGCCCCGUUACCACGCCGACGGAUGAGGAAGUGAUUCAGAGGAUCAAACAAGUGGCCGGCUCCACGCAAACCAGGCACCAGAGUUCAGACGCCCAUCGGCUGCCAGGAGGCCUCGCUCUGUACAGCGUCUCCAAAUUGCUGCUCAUCAUCAGCUUUGUGAUCUGUCUAAGCCUGGUCCUGCUGGUGUUCCUCAACAUGAUGCUCUUCUACAAGCUGUGGAUGUUAGAGUACUCGACACAGUCCUUAACAACCUGGCAAGGUCUGCGGCUCCAUGAAAACAAACUGCCUCAGACGCAGAUGGAGUGGGCCCAGCUCCUGGAGGCCCAGCAGCGUUUCCAUGACGCCGAGCUGCAGAGAUGGAGGGAGAUUAUCAAGUCGUCAGUUGUGCUGCUAGACCAGAUGAAAGACUCGUUACUGAACCUGCAGCGAGGCAUUGGCUUAAGGGACUACAGCGCCGAGGCGGAGGAGAAGAGAAGUCGCUACCACUGACACGCCGCCAACAAGGCCAUGAGGGCAUGCUGUGCAAUAUACUGUAGGACCUGUUUUGUUUGUGAACCAGUAUGAGGGCAGCGGCAAGACGCAAAGCGAGGACCGAGGGAGCUGGUCCAACUGGCACAAAGAGAGCGUCCCUCGUCUCCGGCGCACAGAGGCUGAAGCCUCCGGGAGGAGGAAACCACGGACAGAAAGUGCCGCUUUCCACACACAGGACUGAGGUGUCCCCACCAUCACUCGUGGUAAAGGUGCUCCUUCUCGACACCUUGAGGGACGGACCGUUUUCUUCUCCGAGUGCAUCCCACUGUAAGCCAUGUCGACCCGAGAGGUCGCAGAGAGGAAUAAGGGAAACUACUGCAUGCAUUUAGACAACCUAGCUACCCUCAGUCAGUGUUAAUGUGGUCCAGUUCCAGUCUAUGUGUGUGUAAAAAAAAACAGAAAAAAACAGAAGACGAGGAGAGACUGAGUCGAAGAAAGGGGGGAGGGGGGGGUCCUUUUUUGCGUCUUAAUGGCCGUCUACACUCUCUAGACUGUUCCAAACCAGUUGUCCCUCUAGGGGUCCGCGCUGCAGCGUCCCUUUAGUGAACCUCCAUGUGAUCAAAGUACAGAAUCCUCCCACAACCAAAAGGGAAAAGACGAGCUGCAGCUGGGGAGCUCGGCUUCAGCGAGUCCAUGUUGCCCCGUGUGAACCUGGCCCGCCGCGUGGUCUCCGUCAGGGCUGGUUCCCUGUCAGACUGUUUAAAUAUUUAUAAGUAGAUUCUAAAGACAGACGAGACCGAAGCCAGUUCUUUUAACGUUGUUCACGAUUCACUUGAUCAGUCGCCCCUGCCACAUUGUUAGCUUCCUUACGUUGCAUCACUCGUCAUCCUUCUACUGGAUUAGAAUGUAUCAGCCUGGAGAAAAGGAAGGCAGACUUUGAUCACAGCUCACACGUUUUUGAAAAAGGGGGUGCUGUAGCCAGACCAAUAGGGAGAUCUGUGUUCUUACAUGUUUUAUUACUAAACUGUGACUAUAUCUCUUUAAAAAUGUUUCAAAUUAGAAAGAAUUCUAUGAAUAUAUUUGAAAUAUAUAAGAAUAUUUCAUUAUUUAAUAUAUAUAUAUUUCAAAAUAUAUAAACAUUACCUAUAUUUAUUAAUUUAUGUAAAUAAAGAAAUUAUCAGAGCUCUAGACCAGUUAAAGAAUUUCUAACGACAAGUGUUUUCUUCGAAAAAUGCAUGCCAGAUAUGUCUGUGACAUGUCCAGUGUGCAGGAAUGAUUCUGCAUUUGCGUGAUUAUAUUCGCGCGUGCGUGCGUGCGUGCGUGUGUGAGUGAGUGAGUGAGUGAGUGCGUGCAUGCGUGCACAAGUGUGUGCUGUAAAGUGUGACAUUUUUACCAUUCCACACUUGUAUGUUUCUUAUUUUUUCUUUUCUGGCUCCUGCAGCCAGACUGCCUUUUUUAAUGCUAAUGCAUUUGGAUGCUGCCUUGCAUUAGCCCCACCAGGGUACCGUUUACAAUUGAAGAGUUUGGUUCCAAAAUGACAUAUCCAACAUUCGAAAACAAAGUCACACCUACUUUUACAAAAUGAUGGGUAGCUGAGACAAUUCCUGUCAGUGUUUGACACAUUCUAAAGUAGCUUAAAUCCACGGUUUACAAAAGGAAGAAGACAGAAUUGAUCACCUAAACUUUAAUUCUUUUUUUUCUUGUAUAUGGAUAAGUGACAUUUUGGAGAUGAACCCUUCAUUUGCCCGCUAUGAGCUACUCUUUGUUCCCGUCACCACAUUAGUGGUUUGAAAACUCUUUUCUGAAAGGAAUAGUUUUCAAAUUAACUUUCUCGCCAAAGGUUAGAUGAAGUUUGAUAUCACUUUUAUGUCUCUAGGCCAAAUAUGAAGCUACAGCCAGAAGCCUUUUAGCUUAGCUUAACUUAGCUUAGCAAGCGGUUUCCUCCUGUUCCCAGUCUUUAUGCAUAACCAACCAUCUCCUGGCUCUACUGUCUAGCUGCCAGUUAGCUUAGCUAACCGCUGAGUUAGGGUACGGACUAGCCAGGCUAGCCGUUUCCCCUUUUUUCCAUUGUUUCUGAUAAGCUAACCUGGCUUUAGCUUUAUACGUAGCAUGCAUAUGUCACAGUGGUAUCAAUUUUGUCACGUAACUCUUGGCAAAAAAAAGAAAAUAAGCGGUUUUCCCAAAAUGUCAAACUAUUCAUAAAAGCACCUACUUCGUCCCAUAUGAUACUCUCCCUUCCUCUAUGUCAAGUGUCUGUCUUGGAAGCAUGAAAAUGAACGUUACGCAACUCAAAUUAACCAAAAGAAAGAAGUAGAAAAGUAUUUCACAAAUUAUUAUAUUGUUGAGCUGAGCUUGGUGCGGCAAAGAGUUUGUCCACAGAGAUCACUGAGUGUUGAAAACACUUCCAAAUAAGUCAUUGUGUUAACAAAAAGAGGGAAAGUUAAGCACUUUAAGGCCUUUUCAGGUAAAGAAUGAAAGAAAAGAAAUGGCAGCCGUUCAGUUUGGAUCUGAUCGCAGGGCUGAUGAAACUAUCUGUGAUGUCUUCUAGUUCAUUGGACAAUCACACUGGGGAUUCCAAACUUAGAAAGUCUGGUUUGAUUUGAACCCUGACCGUUGUUAUUGCUUACAAAUGACUUCAGCACGAUGGAAUAGUUAUUCGUAAAUCUAUUCAACAUGCAAAUCAAUGUCGCAUCCCAAAGCCCAACGUAAGGCCGGGACACUUUGUUGUCUAUUUCAGUGCAAGGCAACACGAGGGAUAUGUAUGAGGGAAUUGCAUCUUUUUACUUUGUGCCUGCAUGGCGUGUUACUGACUGACUUAAUGAGAGCAGCGUAAAAACUUCAGGAUUGGACCCCUGCUGUGUGUGCGUGUGAAUAUUGCAUUUGGAGAAGGCACUGAGUAAUGAUUAUGCAUGGCAAACAAAAAAGAGCUGAAUGUGAGUGGAAAUGUUUUCUGUUUUAUAGAAAUCACUUUCACAACCCUGAUGACAUUGAAAGAUUAUAUUGAAGCUAUGCUUCUUGUAUGUGGAGGUACUGAGAUGUCACAUAUAUGUCAUAUAUAUAUAUAUAUAUAUAUAUAUUAUACACAUAGUUUGAUUGAAAAGCUUUAAAGUGUUUGUUUUUCGAAGUGUAUGAUGAAAUGGAUUUUUUUUUUUUCAGAUGCUUGAUGCUUUUUUGGCUUUAAAAAUUGCAAAGCUUCUCAUACCGUUCUUCAAAUACUUGAUUGGGUUGGUUGCGCUCUCCAAUUCUGGUUUUAUUGACUUUUACGGACCAAUUUUUUUCUUUUUAAUUGAUCUGAGCUACGACCUCACAGGUGACACCUGUCUUCACAGUUAUCAGAGUUACACAAAUGAUUGUACGACUGCUAAUGCUGCUCAGCUGUGGAGACAGUUCUGGUUGCCGCCGUGUUUUAAUGACUUGUGCGCUGCAUCGACUGUGUUAAUUGGCAUUUGCCACCCAUACAGCUCAGCACUGGCAAACGGCAUCGAUUGACACUCAGACACAACCUGCUGAGAAGUGACCACUGAUCAAACACAUAGCAAAUGUUCCUCUUCGAGUGUGUCUUGGAAAAAAAAACAUGUACUGGUGUAGUUCUGCACAAAGAGAAUUCCACUGUUUGUUUUCUUUGUCUUGUUUCUUUUUUCUUUCUUUUUUUAGAAAAUGUACUGAUCUUCUCUAGAGAGACUUUUAGUGAAGUAAUUUCUACGAGAGAUGAAUAUACUGUAAGCAUAUGUUGUGUAUAUCUGCAGUGUGUGCACACACACACACACACACACACACACACACAGACAAAGGAAUCCAGCCUGCGCUGCGCGUAGGUUUUGACUUGCUGAUGACUUUGCCUCAUAGAGACUGAAGAUAAAAGUGGCUUUCUGGUUCAUGUGAAGUAGAGAAUGGAAGUAUGAAUAAAAAUAUAUAUAUAAUAUAUA
Gasterosteus aculeatus aculeatus (three-spined stickleback) is the source of this 7599-nucleotide messenger RNA. Lineage: Eukaryota; Metazoa; Chordata; Actinopteri; Perciformes; Gasterosteidae. The record is from RefSeq and is a predicted model, not a curated record.